Messenger RNA from Miscanthus lutarioriparius, 768 nucleotides. Lineage: Eukaryota; Viridiplantae; Streptophyta; Magnoliopsida; Poales; Poaceae. The record is from the annotation of a GenBank genome assembly.
AUGCGCCACCUCGGCCCUCGGGGCGUCCGCGAGCUGGCUAUGUUAGGUCCGUCCCUGCGCCGCGGCCCCAUCAUCCCUCUCCCGCUUCCAGCAACGAGUCACCUCACCUUCCCUGCCGCACCAAUAAUGGAUGAGCGGCCGCGCGGCGAUGCAGGCAUCGCCGUCUCCACAUCGCAGGUGAACAAUGCAGGAGUCGGAGGAGUUGUAAUAGACCAGGAUGGCGUGAGAGCUCUCAAUAUUGAUCCUAGCAAAUGGUUAUCAGGUGCAGCCGCCAAUCUGCUGGAAGGUGUGGUCAUACAAACAUAUGAUGGAGCUGUAGAAUGUGUCAACACAAACUACUACGGAAUCAGACGGGUGACCGAAGGCCUCCUUCCCCUGCUGAAACAAUCUCCGUCAGGAGCAAGGAUCGUGAACACCACCUCACUUCGGUCAGAGCUAAAGAGGAUGCCGAACGAGAAGCUGCGGGAGGAGCUGCGCAAGCUCGGCGUCGCCAGCAGGGACGUCGCCACCGCGGAGAGUCCGCUCGCCGAGUCCAAGGACCACGCCGCCCGGGCUGCCAAGGGACGGAGUCGGCGGCAGAGAAUUCCAAGGACACAGCUAGGUCGGACGACACGGCGGCUAGAUCCCCUGAGGAGAAGCUGGAGGAGUACAAGCGAUCGGCGGCAGCCGGCAGGUGAAAAUCACGACGUACCAGGUGUAAAAACUUUCGAGGUUCAGUUAAAACUUUGGUGGCAUCUUGUUCGCUGCCCUCUACCACUAAGAUUUUAA